This is a messenger RNA of Aspergillus homomorphus CBS 101889, 1326 nucleotides long. RefSeq lists its product as uncharacterized. The record is from RefSeq and is a predicted model, not a curated record. The coding region runs from base 34 to 1326 and encodes 430 amino acids. The transcript has 3 exons. NCBI's taxonomy places the organism in Eukaryota, Fungi, Ascomycota, Eurotiomycetes, Eurotiales, Aspergillaceae.
GUCCAUUUCAAUUCUACCCAAGCAAAGUGAGGCAUGUUGCUUCCACUCUCCCUCAUUGCAGCCUUGCUAGGCACUACGGUGGCCAGCACCGGCGCGACUUCUAAAUGUCUUUCUUCCAACACCCUCGGUGCUGACAACUAUCAGCUCUGCUGUCCGAAUGGCCAAGGCUCCGGAAAGGGAACCGUGGGCGAAACCGUCUUUGAGUACAGCUGCGGUCAGUAUUAUACUGGCAAGAGCGGACCUGGCACUCAGCAUCGACAGGUGAACAGCGCCAAGGAUUGCGCGCAGCUCUGUUCGAGUCCUGAUUGCCCCGGAGCUUCGUGGCAGAGCACCAGGAAGCAAUGCUGGGUGCUAGGAAGCGGUAACUCGGACUAUUCUGCCUUUUCGCCCGCGAAGGACUGGUUAAUCAUAACCCGAUCUGCCGAGACGCCGAAGGAUCCGGAUCCGGAGGAGGAAUGUAAAGAUCUCAUUGACGCUGCCAAAGAGACCGCGGAGGAGAAGAUCAAAUGUGAGGCUGAGAAGGCCGAGCUCACCGACAAGGCCGCUACCACUGCCGGUCAAUGCGAAUCCGACAAGGAAGCUGCUCUGGCUGGCGCUCAGGCCCAGUGCGCCACUGAGAAGAAGCAAAUUCAAGAGGAAGGAGAAGCUCAGUGCAAGUCCGAGAAAGAGGCGGCCAGCUCUCAAUGCGAAAACGACAAGAAUCAGCUCCAAGAAUUGGUAGACGAUGCUCGGUCGCAGUGCAAGUCCGAGAAAGAUGCGGCCAACACUCAAUGCGAGAACGCGAAAAACGAAAUUCGUCAACAGGGAGAAAGCAAGCUGCAACAGUCCAAGACCCAGUGCGAUGCAGAGAAGUCCGAACUCCAGCAAAAGGUGCAAGAGCUGGAGAAGAAGGCUGCGUCUGCACCCAAUGGCCAGGGCCACGGUCAGUGGCAGGCGGUUGAUCCCCAGUGUCGCGAUUCCAGCUGGACCAACCUCUGCGGUUCAGGCUGUUCUCAGAGACAAUUCAAACUGGGAGGAGUCGAUUUCCAGGUCAAGUGUGGGGUUCGCACUAAUGGCGCGAAUGAAGAGGCUUGGUACUACCGCCAGUCGAUUCUGGAGUGCGCCGAAGCCUGUGCCCUGACCCCCCGAUGCCUGGGUGUUGGAUGGAGAAGUAUUGGUGGGGAGCCAGCUAUCGGAGUAACCAGGCCGCAGGAAUCGGCUAACCACAAGCACCACACUCAGUACUGCCAUGCCAUGAUCCGACAGGACGGUUUCAGUAUGCUCAGGAAUACCCCUCUAUACUACGAGCAUUUGAUUUACGCCCCGGCUCGUGUCACCCCGGUUUGA